UACCAAUUGUAAAAGCGCUAUAUAAAUACAUUUGACUUGACUUGACUUGAUUUAUAUUGCCCAUUGUAAAAACUGGCAUUUUACCACCAAGUGUAAUGGCACUAAACAGUGAGGGAAGCAGAAAGAGAAGAACAGAGAUCAGUGUGAUGGAGAUACCUAAAAGAAUCCGUAACCCAAUCAAAAAAACAAAAGUCAGUGAGCCAGCCACUGCCCUACAAAAUUAAGAACGAGAAGGUAAAUAAGUUUAAUAGUUUUGACAGUCAAUUGUAUUAAAGGCUUCAUUUAAAUUAAGUCUGUACAUCAAUAAGCCUUUGUGUGUCCCUUAGGCUUGCCUUGAACCCAUGACUUUUUGAAUUGCUGACACUGCCAAUUAAGCUAUAUGCUUGCUUACAGUGUUUGGGAAAUUUGUGGUGGUUGGAUGUUAAAUGUAAUGUGCAAUAUGUAUUGGGGUUUAUUAUGAAUCAAAAAGCUUCAAUGUUGUAUUCCUAGUGACUGUUUAUUGACUUUGGAUUUAUUCUUACAAUUACAGGACUUUAUGUUUUUCUAACAUUUGAAGAUAGCUAUACUGCAAGAAUUUGUAAGACCUGUGACAUACUAACAGAAAAGGAGUCGCCAAUUACUAGCUUUGAGGGACUCAUUCCAGGAGCUCGAGUUCUUGCAAGAUGGUCAGACAACAAAUUUUAUAAUGCCACUGUAGAUCACAUUGGGUUCUGUGACCAAAAGCAGGACCCGAGAAAGGGUGCAAAGAAGGACAUAAAAAGAAAUUAUGCAUCUGCUGAAUCAUUUUAUAACCAGAAUCUGGUCGCUUCUGCACCAGCUAAACAUGGUCCUUCCUCUGCACUAACCCAGCCUCCGUCUCCAGGAUUGCCACCAACCCAACAUCAAUCUGUGCAAUUACCAUGCUCUGUUAAGCCUUUUAAUCCACAGACCAUGACACCAUCGGAGUAUUGUAAUCAAGACCAGCCAGGUUUAUUAGAUUUAGAUGAACAUCAAAGACAAACCAUUACACAUAAUUCAACCCCAAAAGAAACAUUUUUGGGGCUUCUGUAUAACCCGUCUAUACCUCACCCCUCAGCUGAAGUUACAAUUCAGGAUGACCAGCUUGGGUUAGAGCCUGAGGAGGAGUAUGAAGAUCCCACAGUCAGAUCACAGAAUGCUUCCUAUGAAAAUGAACAAUGGGAGCCAUGUGAAACAUGCAAGCUGGAGGUACAGGCAUUACUUAAAGAGAAUAAGAUGAUGAAAGAUGUGCUUUCCAGCAUGAAUCUUGAACACCUACAGGCACUCAGAGACUUUAUAGAUAAGAUGGAAGACUACAAAUCAUGUGAAAGUGGGGUGCUGAUGCCUCAAACCAGACCUGGCCAACAAGAACUUUACCCAGAAAGUGGGCUGCUCUUGUCCUCUACCAAACUAGCAGCUAUUCACCAAGAGUCAAAGAAGGACUGUCUUCGUCUUUUCCAUCUACUGUUUGAUCAGUUCUUCACUCAUGAAGAAUGUUCAAACUCUGUAGCAUUUGGAAAGCAUGGCAAAGUCCCAGAGGGCAAGACAAUUUUGGAUAAAAGUAAAGUAAAUGGAGUACUAAGCAAUUACAGAAUGAAGCCAGAGGAAAUCGCUCCUGAGUCUCCGCCCCCUAACACACCUCCAAACAACGACGUCAUUCCUCCCUAA
Messenger RNA from Megalobrama amblycephala (Wuchang bream), 1665 nucleotides. RefSeq lists its product as uncharacterized. The transcript is spliced from 4 exons. The record is from RefSeq and is a predicted model, not a curated record. Bases 931 to 1665 code for a protein of 244 amino acids. NCBI's taxonomy places the organism in Eukaryota, Metazoa, Chordata, Actinopteri, Cypriniformes, Xenocyprididae.